Messenger RNA from Oryza brachyantha (malo sina), 684 nucleotides. RefSeq names its product ethylene-responsive transcription factor ERF024. Bases 82 to 684 code for a protein of 200 amino acids. Gene Ontology annotation, molecular function: DNA binding; DNA-binding transcription factor activity. Gene Ontology annotation, biological process: regulation of DNA-templated transcription. The record is from RefSeq and is a predicted model, not a curated record. The transcript has a single exon. Lineage: Eukaryota; Viridiplantae; Streptophyta; Magnoliopsida; Poales; Poaceae.
UCUCGUCUCGCACGCACGUACGCGCUCUCGAUUUGUUCUUGGAUCGUUCUUGGCUCUGUCCAUCGCGACGCGGCAGAACGGAUGGAGGAAAUGGCGGCCAUGGGGAUGGGGAGGUCGUCGUCGUCGUCGCCGACGAUGGCGGCGGCGGGGUGCCAGUACAGGGGCGUGAGGAGGAGGAAAUGGGGCAAGUGGGUGUCGGAGAUCAGGCAGCCCGGGACCAAGACGCGCAUCUGGCUGGGGAGCUUCGAGUCGGCGGAGAUGGCGGCGGUGGCGCACGACGUCGCGGCGCUGCGCCUGCGCGGCCGCGACGCGCGGCUCAACUUCCCGGGCUCGGUGGACCGGCUGCCGCGCCCGGCCAGCUCGCGCCCGGGCGACAUCCGCGCCGCCGCCGCGGAGGCCGCGGACAGGGUGCGCCGCGAGCCGGCGCUGGCGGCGCGCGUCGACCCGGCGCGGUGGGCCGCCUCCGGGGCCGCGGCGCAGCCCCGCGGCGGGUGCGGGGGCGCCGUCGAGGUCGAGCAGCUCCGCGGGGGCGGGAGCGACGAGGAGUUCGACGUGGAUUCGCCCAGGCUGUGGGCCGAGAUGGCGGAGGCCAUGCUCCUGGACCCACCCGUGUGGGCCAUGGAUGUCAGCGAGAUGGAGGCCCCGCACUGCUGGUCCCACGGGUCCUUGUGGGAUGCCUGCUAA